UCUCACUCAUAGAAAAUAUGCUAUGCCUCUGUGACUUUUGUGCUAUGUAAUGAAAUUAUAGUUAUUGGAGCAGUUGUAGAUAUAGUAUUAAAAUAAGUGAUUUAAUUUAUUGGACUAAUUUAAUAAUUUAAUAUAUUUAGUGUACAAACCACAGGAAGAUGCGUUUGGUUGUUGUCCUGGCACUGCUGUUGUGCAGUGUUACCAUCUCUCAUGGGUUCGAGGACACAAAUCUUGAGGAUGAUGAUUUCGCCGAGUUUGAGCAGUUUGAAUCUAACGAUGAGAAUGAAGCUGGGUUCAGCAAAGAAGAGGUCGAAGAUACACCAAAAGUAAAUAAGAAGGAUGAAUUCGAUACCAACUCAGUGGAAGACGAUAUUGUUGUAGAGGAUGAGGACAAUGAAUUUGAACAUUUCCAAGAUCCCGAGGAAUUUGAAGGAUUCCAGGAAUCUACACCCAGGAAUGCGGAGCAGCCAAAAAUUACAAUUUCCAAGGUCCCAAUAGUGAUGCGCCCUCGUUUGGAUGCUUAUUGGCUGGAAGGUGUUCUGUGCUGUUUAUUGGCAGCGUACGCCCUCGUGUAUGCCAUUGGUCGUGCCAAAAAUACGACCAUCGCUACAAACUUCCUCAAGCUACACAGACCGCUAUUGGAAGAUAAUUUUACAUUAGUCGGAGAAUCGGGUUCGGAUAUGGUGCCAGAAGACCGCGGCUGGCGGCGGGAAGCGGAACAUUGCUUCACAAUGUGGUGCUCGGGUCGCCAGUGCUGCGAGGGCAUGUUGCUCACACUCAAACUCAUUAAGCGUCAAGACCUAGUGAACGUUCUGCUGGGCGUGGUCCGGCCGAAUCCCGACACGUUGCUGAUAAGAGUGGAGCUCGGCAAGGAUGAUAACGACCCCUUCGUGCUGUGCGUCGCGCAGAAGAAGGUGGCCACGCGACUGUCCAAGGAAAUGCAAGAUCUGAGCAUGUUCUGCCCGGAGCGCCGUCCCGGGGACAAGCACGGCCUCCCCGGCUCUCUAUCUGUGAUGUCAGAAUGCGCGGAGGCUACGGCGGCCUUGUUGGACGCCCGGGUAGUCGCAGCCCUGACCCAGUACGCCGCCCACGUGCAGUACAUACACGUGUCCGACAGAUACUGCGGCCCCAAACAGAUGGAGGAAACCUCGGUAACAAAGCCUCCGGAGACCGAGCGCGUGUUGUUGGCGAGUCUGUCUCUGAGCGGCGAGGGCGGCGGGGACGAGGUCAGGCCUCUGAUGCUGAUGAUCUUCUACAUGCUGGACAGGAUCAAGAGGUUGAGGCUCAGCAAGGAGGCAUUAAGUAAAUGUGAGAAGCGCCGUCAGAAAGCGGCGGAGGCGUGGGUGAGGGGGGCGCACGCGGCGAGACAGGAGUCCGCCGCCCUGAGGAGGGAGGAGAAGAGGAAGCAGGAGAAGGAGAGGAUACUGGCGGAGGACGAUCCUGAAAAACAGCGUCGUUGGGAGCUGAAGGAGCAAAAACGUCAGCAGAAACGAAAGACGCCCAAGUUGAAGCAACUCAAAGUGAAAGCUCUUUAAUAAAAAUAAGUUAAAUAAAA
Molecule: messenger RNA, 1555 nt
Organism: Danaus plexippus (monarch butterfly)
Lineage: Eukaryota; Metazoa; Arthropoda; Insecta; Lepidoptera; Nymphalidae
Product: PAT complex subunit CCDC47
Exons: 11
Coding region: 159-1535 (458 amino acids)
Biological process (GO): endoplasmic reticulum calcium ion homeostasis
Cellular component (GO): endoplasmic reticulum
Molecular function (GO): calcium ion binding
Source: RefSeq, a predicted model, not a curated record